CCGCCUCAGCCACCGCCUCCAACUGAGCUGCUCACUAGUGAGAACUCGGCGCCAACUCCUGCCAUAGUAAUCGAGCUGCAGUUUCGACUGCAGGACAUUCAAGUCUCUCUUGCCUGCUUCAUCGAUAAGAUUCGCGCCAUGGAGGGUAUGCUCUCUGAGCACAAAGCCAUCAAGCGUGAAGUUAGCACCCUCCGCGAGCUGAUAAAGGAAAAAUGCGAAUUAGACAGCGUACGCGGCAGACAAUGCUCAGGGACGCUGCGUGCCAAGGACCACGACGACAGCGAGUACGGCGGCGACGACGAUGACGCGCAGAGUAUCGCAACCGUCAUGCCCCAC
This is a messenger RNA of Heterobasidion irregulare TC 32-1, 336 nucleotides long. RefSeq lists its product as uncharacterized. The annotation marks the transcript as partial. The record is from RefSeq and is a predicted model, not a curated record. The transcript has a single exon. NCBI's taxonomy places the organism in Eukaryota, Fungi, Basidiomycota, Agaricomycetes, Russulales, Bondarzewiaceae.